CAAGUUUUUCCAUAUGGUGUGUUUCAAAGAGUAAUUGCCUAUUUAAUUCACAUGGAAUUCAUUGCGAAAUAGGUUUUGAGAAGGGGCAUGUAAAAUUCAAGAAAAUCUCUUUUCAAACUCUUCACUGCAUUAUUCCUCGAUGUAUGCCUUCGAAGUUUUUCAAUAAAAUAUUCAUAAUGCCGAACACAUUCUUUUUGAGAGAUUAGUCACGAUGGAGCGCGUAACGAUGUUGGACCCUACAAAAAACCCCAUAAAAGGGUUUAAAAUGAUUUUAACAGUCAGUAGUAUUCAAAUUUACGACAAAAAGUACGCCCUGGUUAUCCCAAUCGCCUGGUUGAUUUGUAGUUUCAUUUCAUUAAUAUUUUUUAUCAUUACGAUAAUGAAAAUCAAAACUGCAGAUGAUAUAUUUGCAUUUGUUCAUCAUUUUGUUGUAUAUUUGUCCUUUAUCAAUUCAGUUAUAUGGUCUUAUUACAAGAGAGACAACUGGGACAGACUAAUAGAUGGUACACAUAUAACGUUUGAAUAUCGAAGUGAAAUAAUGUAUAAGAAAGUUGCUGAAAUGACAAAACCCAGAAAAGAAUGGCUGCAGAAAAUAUUAAAUUUGUCGAUUUUUUUUCUGAUCUUCAACAUCCUAAAUAUCUGGUUGUAUUCGUUUAUUGAGAAAAUUCAAGGAAACAAACCUCAUUUAAUUUUGUUUCCUGUCUUUCCGCCUUUUGAUAUGGAUUAUUUGCCAUGGCAAUUGGUCGUGCUUUUGUGGCAGCAACAAGUGAUUUCGGCUAUGCUUUUUACCGUUUACGGAGUUCUUGGGGCACUGACGAUAUUUUAUGAUUAUAUAUCAAAUGAAAUCAGCUUAUUGAAAUUUGCUAUGCUUCAUAUAGAAGAAAGAGCAAAAGAAAUGAUGAAAACGACCAAAAUGAAAUAUCAAAAUCUUACAGAACAGGAGUUGUAUAAAAAAUGUUUGAUCGCUUGUACAAACCAAUGUGCGAAACAUCAUUCAAUUAUAUAUGAUUAUUAUUUAAACGCUAUUCAAGCAGUAAGGUACACAUAUUUCAUUGUUGUGAUAGUAGGGAUAGUCGCAUUAGUCUGUGGUGGUGCAACAAUAAUAUUUGGUUCUAUGAACAUAAAGACUAAAUUUUUUGGAAUGAUAAUUGCCACACUGAUUUUCUUAUAUCUGGCAUUUUGGUUUGGGAAUGAAGUUCGUGAUUUGAGUGAUACAAUACCAUGGAUUGUAUACGACAUAAACUGGUUGGAACUUCCAAAAGAGUGUCAUAGCACGUUGAGAAUCAUGAUGACGAGGUCGAUGAAACCAAUGGCACUUACGACUUCCCUGGGUCAAAAUGUCGACUUGGAGAAUUUCAUGGGACUCGUUAAAGCUGCUUACUCUUACUUCAACAUGAUUUAUCAAGGCAGCCAACAGGGAAUGUUCUGAAAAUCAAUUUU
Molecule: messenger RNA, 1440 nt
Organism: Cimex lectularius (bed bug)
Lineage: Eukaryota; Metazoa; Arthropoda; Insecta; Hemiptera; Cimicidae
Product: odorant receptor 30a-like
Exons: 6
Coding region: 212-1429 (405 amino acids)
Biological process (GO): detection of chemical stimulus involved in sensory perception of smell; sensory perception of smell
Cellular component (GO): plasma membrane
Molecular function (GO): olfactory receptor activity; odorant binding
Source: RefSeq, a predicted model, not a curated record